Salvelinus fontinalis (brook trout) is the source of this 1396-nucleotide messenger RNA. Its product is annotated as bcl-2-like protein 13. NCBI's taxonomy places the organism in Eukaryota, Metazoa, Chordata, Actinopteri, Salmoniformes, Salmonidae. The record is from RefSeq and is a predicted model, not a curated record. Bases 45 to 1136 code for a protein of 363 amino acids. Gene Ontology annotation, cellular component: mitochondrion. Gene Ontology annotation, biological process: apoptotic process. The transcript has 2 exons.
UGUCCUGUGGAGCAGCCGGUAGUCCAUUGCUAACUACAGCGUGUAUGUCACCCUCUUGUCGCUGUGUCCUCAGCCCUGACUUUCUGUCCGAGUGCACAUCUCUUACUCUAUUUCAACAUCUGUCUCUCGCCUACGACUUCCAACACUUUAUAGAGAGGAGCCAGUGGCCGGUUUUCAGUCUGGAGGGCAAGGUCCCAGCAGUGUCCAGAGGGGAUGACAGUGGUGAGGUCAGUUCCCUGUCUGGAGAGCAGAAGCCUGAUUGGCUGGGCCUUGCCACGCUGCAGCUGAGCCAGGGAGACAGUGGCGGGUCUGGCACCUGGCAGACAGAGAGCAGCCUGGUAGAGUCCUGGUCCACCGUGGGAAACAUGAUGGACCCCGAGGACACCAAGAGCCUGGACAGCAGCGACGGUGUGGUUCACCUAGCUGAGGAGCGCAGCGAGAACCACUCCUCCAUCUCCGACAUGGUCCACCUAGAGCGGGAGGAGGAGGAGAUGCUGGCAGAGGAGGAGGAGGAGGACGGGAGCCUGGGGGAAGAGGAGGAGCUGCAGGCCAGUGUGAUGAGUGUGCUGGGGGGAGAAGGAGAACUGGCUGAGCUCAGGGAAGAGUAUCUGGACACCCAGGAAUUAUUACCUUCAUCUGAGGUGUCAGCUGACCAGCAAGAGACUAUGGAUUUAAUGAUGUCUGUGGCUGAGGAGCUAUUUGUCCAAGAGGAGCCUUCUGAAGUAUCCCACGCCACCACCGUCUCUAUGCCCAUGCCAGUUUGGAAGCUAGAGCCCCCUUCUGCCUCCUCUACUCCUGUCCCCUCAAUACCUACGUUAGCUGAGUUACAUUCAGAGCUCCAAUACUCUAUGCAGGAGCAGCUCCACCCUCCCCCGGUCCUAGGACCAGGAGCACCACAGCCACCAGAUGAGAGACAAACUAACAGCCAACCAGAGUCCUCGGUCUCGCUCCCCGCUGCCCAGGAGACACAGGAAAUCCCACCAGUGACGCAGGAGGUUCCGCCAGAGAAGAUAGAGGCUGAGCCUGCUACAUCGCUCCCUGCCACUGAGCUACCUGUGCUGAUGUGUGGGGGCGCUGCAAUGGUGGCUAUUGUGGGAGUGUUAGCUUAUGGGGCUGUGGCCUACUGCAGAAAGUAGCAAACCCCUAACCUGUGAGCCCCAGCAGCCAAAACCCAGGUCUUUUCAAAUCUACUCUAAACUAUUCCACCAAGUACAUACUGGAUUUUACACAAUGCGUUUCUUUGCAUAUAUGUAGUAUUAUGAAGGUGCGGUUGCAUUUUUUAUCUAUUUCCUGUGCUAACUCAGUUCACGGAAGAGCUCAGGAGAUUUGGAAGAGCAAGAAUUUUGGUUUCUCUGUAAAUUCACAGGAAAUUACGCUUAAAAUAUCUUAAAAAACA